UCUUUGCAACGCUCAGACACUGUCACCAUGAAGCUCCUGUCACUGUUUCUGGUCGUGAUGGUGACCCUGUCUGGCCUGAUCGGCUGGGCCAGCGCUAUGCCUGACCCCGACCCAGAGGCUGACCCUGCUGGCUUCGGCAGGUUUCACGGCGGAGGUAGUGGUCAUGGCUUCCACAGGGGACACGGUCAUGGUGAUGGAAGGGUUCAUGGCCAAGGCUUUGGCAGGGCUCACAGUCGUGGCUUCGGUGCUCGCCAUGGCCAAGGCAUCUACGGUUAAUGAAAAGAACGCCAGAUUUCUAACAUUCAACCCACUUGUAUACCAGAGGAGAUGCAAUGCAUUACCAUACUGUAAGAUGGAAUUCAUCACUUCGGUUUAGGAAUAAACUACAA
Molecule: messenger RNA, 389 nt
Organism: Penaeus indicus
Lineage: Eukaryota; Metazoa; Arthropoda; Malacostraca; Decapoda; Penaeidae
Product: holotricin-3-like
Exons: 2
Coding region: 28-276 (82 amino acids)
Source: RefSeq, a predicted model, not a curated record